UACGCAGAACCAUAUAGAGCGUCGUCAUACAUGGGUUUGGGUGACUAUUAUCGUCGUAUAAUAUUUUGACAGAUUGAGAAUAACAUUUGUCUCGAAAGUCAUCAUAAGCUACUGCAAAGCAGUACACACAAAGUAGAAAGGCCAGGGUGAAGCGUAUAUAGUAUAUCAAAACGCAAACAGAGUAACGAACAGAAAAGAAGAAUAGAGAGAAGAAAAAAAAACACACAACAAGAAACAAAACAACAUUCAUUAAAAAAAAUUAUCCGUAUUUCGUCUAAUCAAAAUCAAUGUGUAAAUUUGUGUAAAAGAAAUCUAUAACGUUUUAAAAUUGUUUACGCGUCUGUUCUAUUAUAUAUAUUUUUUUUGCGUUUUCGGGUGAUAUUGAUGUGUUUUAUUUAGUUUAAAGAACCAAGUGCAACAAAAAUAAAAAAAAGAAAAUAACAAAAUCCAUAGAACUGAUUCCGAUAAGUAAUUUUUUCAAAAGAUUUCAUACAAAAUAAGAAAGAAAGAUGUCAUCAUUCUUCAAUGUUAGCUCGUUGGCCGGCAAUGUAUUUUCUACACCAAUUGGACAGCGUAUUGAACAUGCGACGGACGCAUCACUUGCCUCCGAAAAUUGGGCGCUCAACAUGGAAAUUUGCGAUAUGAUAAACGAAUCAUCGGAUGCGGCACGUGAUGCAAUGAAAGCUAUACGCAAGCGAUUAUCACAAAAUGCCGGUAAAAAUUAUACAGUAAUCAUGUAUACAUUAACGGUACUCGAAACAUGCGUUAAAAAUUGUGGCAAAGCAUUUCAUGUGCUUGUCGCAAACAAAGAAUUCAUACAAGAUUUGGUGAAAUUAAUUGGACCAAAAAAUGAUCCACCGGCCGUUGUGCAGGAGAAGGUAUUGAAUUUGAUACAAAUUUGGGCCGAUGCAUUUCGAUCACAACCGGAUUUGAAUGGUGUCGUUCAAGUAUAUCAAGAGCUGAAGAGUAAAGGCAUUGAAUUUCCUGUUGCCGAUUUGGAUGCAAUGGCACCCAUCUACACACCACAACGGAGUGUGCCAGAGAGUGCAUCACCACCGAUUGUUUUAUCGGCAUCUCCAAAGAAUCAGCCAGAUGUAACACAAGCCACAGUGCCAGCUGUUACCAUUCCAACUGGGCCGGUUAUACUUUCACCCGAACAAAUUACCAAAUUACAGUCGGAACUUGAAAUUGUCUCAAUGAACAUGGCCAUUUUUGGCGAAAUGUUGACUGCACUUAAACCGGGACAAGAAGAUCCAACUGAUUACAAGCUUCUCGCCGAUUUAGGUCAAACUUGCAGUGAAAUGCAGAGCCGAAUAGUCGAUCUAAUCGGCCGUGUCACACACGAUGAAAUAACCGCUGAAUUAUUGCGACUAAACGAUGAACUAAAUAAUUUAUUUUUGCGAUACCAACGCUAUGAAAAGAAUCGUGACCCGAAAAAUUCAUCGACACCAUCAGCUAUACUUGGAGCCGCAUUGCGUGCUACCAGUGAUGGUAGAGAUAAGGAUUCGUUGAUCGAUUUGGAGGAUUCAGGCGAAUCCAAUGAUAAAAUUUCCAACAAAUUUUCGGGAUUAUCUGUUGGUGGAAUGGCAAGCUCACAACUAUCACAAAUUAAUAAUGUUACAGCUCAAUCAGGCAGCAAGGAUGUCGAUGAAUUCGAUAUGCUGGCGCAAUCGAGAAAUGAUGCUAAGACUGGUACACCUUCGAAAGGCGCCAAAAAAUCCGAAAUGGUUAGCAUGGCUAAUGCCAGUGAAAAUGAGCUCGAUGAAAUGGCAGCUUGGUUGAAGAGUGCCGAUGCAAAUGAAAAAGGUCCCGAGGAUAGUUUGACCAGUACCGAAUUUGAGAGAUUUUUAGCUGAACGUGCUGCUGCCGCUGAUAAUUUACCAAAUAUUGCAAACAAUGAUUCGAAUAGUCAAGCACCAAAAAAAAAUUCAACAUCGAAAAAGGCCGAAGAUAGCUUACUACUUUAGAAAUAUAUUAUAUAAAUUUAACCAUAUUAAUUCUACACUAACCUUGAUCAAUUGGAAACAUAGAAACGCAGAACCAAAACGAAAAACAGAAAAUGAUGAAACAAAAAUAAUACGCAAUUUUUUUUUUAAAUAAAUGAUUUAAUAUGACACGAGAACAAUUCACAAUAGAACCGUACAUUAUCAUUCCACAAUGAUAUUGAUCAACUUGAUAUAUAGCAAGGAAAUGAAUCUAUUAUUUAUACAUAUAUAUAUAUAUAUAUAUUUAUUAUUUAAUAUUUGUGAAUAAUUUUAUUGUAUUUGAUGAAAGUGUCAAGCUUACAUGUGUUAUAUUUUUUAUUUAAAAAAAAUCAAAAGAAAAAAAACGAAAGAAAAAAAGUAGGCAAACCAACACACGAAAAUCGAAAUAUAGACAUCCGCAUGUCUUUUAUAUAUAUUUUUCAUAAUUCAACGUUUUGACUUUCUUUUUAACGUUUACUUAUUGAAAUGAAAUACAUGUUUUGACGUAUAUUUAAUAUAUUAAAAAUCGCAUGUAAAAAAAUAUUGCAAAACAGCAACAAAAAUGGUGACAAAUCAU
Contarinia nasturtii (swede midge) is the source of this 2541-nucleotide messenger RNA. RefSeq names its product TOM1-like protein 2. The coding region runs from base 510 to 1967 and encodes 485 amino acids. Gene Ontology annotation, cellular component: endosome; membrane. Lineage: Eukaryota; Metazoa; Arthropoda; Insecta; Diptera; Cecidomyiidae. The record is from RefSeq and is a predicted model, not a curated record. The transcript has 9 exons. Gene Ontology annotation, biological process: signal transduction. Gene Ontology annotation, molecular function: clathrin binding; phosphatidylinositol binding; ubiquitin binding.